AUGUCUGUCCCAGAUCACGGCAUUAUUUCUCCUGCCAUACACUAUUGGGGCUCUAUAGUCGUCUUGGUUUCCUCCGAGAACGAAGAUGGCACCACCAAUAUUGCUCCGAUGUCGUCCGCCUGGUGGCUAGGCCGUUCCUGUGUUCUCGGUCUCGGGUCGGGGUCCAAGACUACCGGAAACAUCCUCCGUACCGGCCAGUGUGUGCUGAAUCUCCCCGACGACUCUCUUGCUGGCGUCAUCAACUCGCUCGCCCGGACUACUGGCACCAGCCCAGUCUCGGACUGGAAGCGGGGCCGCAAAUACGAAUUCGUCCCCGACAAAUGGAGCAAGGCUGGUCUUACGCCCGAGGCGGCUGACUUCGUACGCCCGGCUCGCAUUCGCGAGUGCGCGGUCCAGCUUGAGUGUGAGCUAGUCCAUUCGACCCCAUUAAGCGGGGACUUGCCCGACCUGAAGGGGGUCUUAUCCGCGGUCGAAGUGCGCAUCCUUCGUGUUCACAUUUUUGAAACAUUGCGCAUGUCAGGAUACCCGAACCGGGUAGACCCAGACAAGUGGCGGCCCAUGGUCAUGUCAUUUCAGCAGUUGUAUGGAUUGCGGGACGGGAAGCUGGAGGAGAGUGUGCUUGCUCGGAUCGGCGAGGAGGAGUAUCGUGGGCUUACAAAGAGCGGGGUGAAGAAAACCUUGGGGGAGGACGAUGACGAAUUGGUGGUAAGGGAGUUUGACGGGAAAUGA
Messenger RNA from Dichotomopilus funicola, 729 nucleotides. RefSeq lists its product as uncharacterized. Bases 1 to 729 code for a protein of 242 amino acids. The transcript has a single exon. Lineage: Eukaryota; Fungi; Ascomycota; Sordariomycetes; Sordariales; Chaetomiaceae. The record is from RefSeq and is a predicted model, not a curated record. Gene Ontology annotation, molecular function: FMN binding.